GUCGUCGUCGUCGCUCGUUCGCCGCCGUCGUCGCCGCCGCGGUGGCGAGAUAAUACCUGGUUUCCCGCCGUCUGCCGGGACGAUCGCCGACUUGAAUCCUAACAACACCACGUACCUAACCGGGAGCGCCGCAUCAUCGGCCGCGUGCGUGAAAGAGAGAAAGAGAAAGAGACAGAGAGGAGCAGCAGCCGCAACGAAGGUCGCCGCCGGUCGGCGAGCAGCGCUCGCUGUCACUGCGAAUCGCUCAUAUACCCUCCUCUCUCCCUUCCUCCUCCUUCGACCUCCCCGAUACUCCUGCCUCUUUAUCACCUCCUUUUCUUCUUCCUCCUCCACCUUCUUCGCCGUCAUCACCUCCUCCGUUAAAGGAGGAUUCUGCUGUACUGAGCCAUGGCGUGCUGCCUGUCGGAAGAGGCGAAGGAACAGAAACGUAUCAAUCAGGAAAUCGAACGGCAACUGCGGAAGGAUAAGCGGGAUGCCAGGCGGGAACUCAAGCUGCUUCUACUCGGUACCGGCGAGUCGGGCAAGUCCACCUUCAUUAAGCAGAUGAGGAUUAUCCACGGCUCCGGCUACUCGGACGAGGACAAGAGGGGGUUUAUCAAACUUGUGUACCAAAACAUUUUUAUGGCGAUACAGUCCAUGAUCCGGGCGAUGGACCUUCUGAAGAUCCAGUACAGCGAUUCCUCGAAUAUAGAAAAAGCGGAAAUGGUGCGGAGCGUCGACUUCGAAACGGUGACGACGUUCGAGAGCCCGUACGUGGAGGCGAUCAAGGAUCUGUGGAAAGACGCGGGUAUACAGGAGUGCUACGAUCGUAGACGGGAAUACCAGCUCACGGAUUCCGCCAAGUAUUACUUAAUGGAGAUAGAUCGAGUCGCGUCACCAGAGUACCUCCCCACAGAACAGGACAUUCUUCGUGUGAGAGUGCCCACCACUGGUAUAAUUGAAUAUCCCUUUGACUUGGAAGAGAUCCGAUUUAGUUAUCUUAGUGACCUAGAGCGUAUCGAAAAGCCUGAUUUCCUUCCAACCGAGCAAGACAUCCUCCGGGCACGAGCUCCCACCACCGGAAUUAUAGAAUAUCCAUUUGAUCUGGACUCCAUCAUAUUUAGGAUGGUAGACGUCGGCGGACAGAGAUCGGAAAGAAGAAAAUGGAUCCAUUGUUUCGAAAACGUCACUUCAAUUAUAUUUUUAGUAGCUCUAAGUGAAUAUGAUCAAAUUCUAUUUGAAUCGGAAAACGAGAAUCGAAUGGAAGAAAGUAAAGCACUGUUCAAAACGAUUAUAACAUAUCCCUGGUUUCAACACUCCUCCGUUAUCCUGUUUCUCAACAAGAAAGAUCUGCUAGAAGAAAAGAUUAUGUACUCUCAUCUCGUCGAUUACUUUCCAGAAUACGAUGGUCGGCAGAGAGACGCUAUACAAGCUAGAGAAUUCAUUCUGAGGAUGUUUGUUGACUUGAAUCCGGACACUGAGAAGAUUAUUUAUUCCCACUUUACGUGUGCCACAGAUACGGAAAACAUCAAGCUUGUAUUCUGCGCUGUUAAGGAUACGAUCAUGCAAACCGCGCUUAAGGAGUUUAAUCUUGCUUAACGCGACUUAUAGAUAACUGUAUAGAUUUUAGUGUGUACGCAGAUUCUUGACGAUAUUAUUCAAUAUUUGGACACCAAGAAUGACGUAGACUUGUGCAAUAGAUUUAUGACAAAACUUAGUAUAAUUUUGACCAACGAGCAUUAUAUUGGAGUAUAGUCAGAUAUCACAGCGAUUGCCUCACAGAUGUUAUUGCAAAGAACGAAUUAUUAUGGAUCGUUUAUCAAAGAUUACUAUAUGUUACUCUUUAAAAUUUAUUCCGGAGUUUAAGUCUGUGUCAUUCUCGGCGAUUGGUCGUCGGCUGCGAAUACAAUUUUACUUUCGAAAAUUUCGAAAAUAACUGCCAGCUUUAACGUUGACAACAACAUAUUACAAUAUACGUUAAGUAAAAAUAUGUUAUCAAAGCCUUGUAAAACCCCUAAAUAAAAGGAAUAUAGCAAUUGA
Wasmannia auropunctata (little fire ant) is the source of this 2019-nucleotide messenger RNA. It is a transcript of the gene Galphaq, whose product is annotated as guanine nucleotide-binding protein G(q) subunit alpha. The transcript has 9 exons. Lineage: Eukaryota; Metazoa; Arthropoda; Insecta; Hymenoptera; Formicidae. Gene Ontology annotation, molecular function: G-protein beta/gamma-subunit complex binding; guanyl nucleotide binding; G protein-coupled receptor binding. Gene Ontology annotation, biological process: adenylate cyclase-modulating G protein-coupled receptor signaling pathway; phospholipase C-activating dopamine receptor signaling pathway. Bases 388 to 1578 code for a protein of 396 amino acids. Gene Ontology annotation, cellular component: heterotrimeric G-protein complex. The record is from RefSeq and is a predicted model, not a curated record.